GAAAUAACCAAAAUUCCCUAAUGUCGUCUCCUCCGUAAUAAAAUCCCGACGCCCUGCCUGCCAAAACCCAUCCCCAUUUGGCAAAGGGCACCACCAUGGCUCGAGUCAGCAACACCCUCUUCAUCAUCGUCAACUUUAUCACCCUUAUUCUCGGCCUUGCCGCCGUCAUCUACUCCGUAUUCAUCAGGCUCCACGGCGGCACAACCUGCCAGAAAAUCUUGCAGGAACCGCUGCUGGUAAUUGGCGUUUUUGCAUCCGUUGUGUCGUAUCUCGGCUUAAUGGGCCCUUGCUGCAGGGUCAACGCCGCCAUGAUGGCUUACCUCGUGUUCGUAGCAGUGUUGAUUUUGGGGAUCAUCGCAUUCACGAUCUUCGGGCUGUUGGUGACGAAGGCUUCCGCGGCUAACAAUGUGCAGUGGGGAGGGUUCCGAGAGCACAGGAUUAAGAAUUAUUCCGGUUGGCUGCGACGGCAAGUUCUGAAUUAUAGACACUGGGCGGAAAUUGGCGGUUGCUUGGCAGAUUUCCAUAUUUGUAAUGGUUACCGUUUCAAUGCUGCCGAUUCUUGGAAGCCCUCCAGUCAUUUUUCUCGACUGCAGUCCGGAUGUUGCAAGCCGCCAUUUUAUUGUGGAUACAAGUACAAGAACGGGACGUUUUGGGAGAUGCCACGAUCAGGACCAGCGGAGCCAGACUUGGACUGCAGGAGGUGGAGCAACAACCCGCGGCGGAUGUGCUACCAUUGCAAUUCCUGUAUUAGAGGAAUGGUGCAUUACAUCAGGUUGCAGUGGUUGGCUUUGGCAGUCACAAACAUAAGCGUUCUUAUUUUGGUGGUGGUCAUAGCCAACAUAGCUUUCUCCAUGGUUCGUGUUAGCAAUUUCAUCGUGGGGGUUGUGAAUGCCUUAUCGCUUGUCCUUGGCCUCGCCGCCACAGUUGCUGGCCUGUACUUCCUCAUCCAUGGCGGUAGUACUCAAUGCCAGCAAUCUCUGACUGAACCGUUACUGAUAACCGGGGCACUCGUGUUCCUGUUUUCGAUUAUGGGGUUGGUCGGGGCUUGCUGUAAGAACAACUUCGUGAUGUUUGUCUACUUGACGGUGAUGCUGAUUCUGUUAGUGGGGAUCAUCGGUUUCACCGUGUUUGUGUUCCUGGUGACGAACAAAGGCGUUGGGAAGGUGGUUUCCGAUAAAGGGUUCAAGCAGUACAGGACCGGAGAUUACGCCCACUGGUUGGAGCGGCAUUUUGUGAAUGAAAAGAAGUGGGAUCGGAUUAGGAGUUGUUUGGUGGAGUCCCAUAUCUGUAAGAGUCUUGGGAAUAAAAAUGAGCCAGAUUUUUUCAAGAUGUCUCUGACGUCCUUACAGUCGGGCUGCUGCAAACCUCCAAGUGAAUGUGGGUUUCAGUUCAAGAAUGCAACAUUCUGGGAAGUUGAGGGAUCAGGCCCUCCAUCCAACAACACUGACUGCCAGACGUGGGGCAACAAUGGGGACAAGCUCUGCUACGACUGCAACUCUUGCAAGACCGGAUUUCUGGCAAACAUCAGGAACCAAUGGAAGCAUCUGCUUUUCUUCAACAUCUGUCUCUUUAUAGUCCUUAUUCUGGUUUACUCAAUUGGCUGUUGCGCCAUGAAAAGCAAUAGGAGAGACUCUCGAAAAUACAGAGGCAUGCCCUGACCCAUCAUCGAAUGAUUGUGUUUUAUUAGAUUCAGACGUUUAUUUUCGUAGUGUGGUAUUGAUCAGGGAUUUUUGCACCAGCUUUUAUCAUUACAUUUGGAUUUGUGUUAAAUGCAUUGUUUUAUUGUAAAUCCAAUGCUGGCACUUUUGGGGCUUGCUUUAGUUUCUAUUUCGUUUCGUAUGGUCACAGAAUCUGU
This is a messenger RNA of Rubroshorea leprosula, 1855 nucleotides long. NCBI's taxonomy places the organism in Eukaryota, Viridiplantae, Streptophyta, Magnoliopsida, Malvales, Dipterocarpaceae. The record is from the annotation of a GenBank genome assembly.